AUGAAAUCACCUACAAGCCAAGAAUUACAGACGUUAGCAGAACACCAAUUAGUAUUGUCAUAUAACAAGAAACCUCCACAACCUCCACAUAAUCAAUGGAGUCAAUUAGAUGAAGCUAAAGUACUUUUACGUGCUGAGCCCAAUUUACUCUUCAGAAAAACUGAAUAUACGGUUUUACAUUCAUUCUUAGCUGGAAAAAUUAACCACCAAUUAUCAGGUGUUUUCAAUGCCACUGGUGAACUUGGUACAGGAAAAACCACAACCAUUCGACGUUUUGUGGAAGUAACAGGAUUAAGGCUUAAUGAUGCACACAAUGCAUUUUCCGUCAUAUGGAAACAGUUAACCACACAAACAGUAUCAUCCAACAAAGCUCAAACACUCCUCAAUGAACAUUUUUCAGGGGCAAAAGUUCGAGAAAUAUCCACAAUUUUAUUGAUUGAUGAUGUGGAUUUUUUGAGUCGUAGUAAACCAGAAGUCAUAAGUAAUAUACUUAAUUGGUCUAAUCAAUGUCGUUCAAAAGUAAUUGUAAUAACAACUGCUAAUAGUAUGGAUUGGCUUGAACGAGUAGUAACAGGACAAGAAAUUAAAACAUUACUAUUCAAUUCUUACACAUCCGACCAGUUAGAAAAAAUAAUCAAGGAUAGGUUGAUUGGAAAUUUUUCAUUUGAUCCAAAUGCUAUUCAACUUGCAGCAAAGAAUGGAGACGGUAAUGCCAAAGCUGCUCUAAGCUUAUGCUAUCUGGCUAUUAAACUUGUUAAAUCCAAUUAUCCAGGUAUUUCACAAAUAACGAGGCUUCAUAUUGCUGAGAUAACACAUUUAAUACAAGUUAAACAACAUAAAGAUAUGCAGAAAAAAAGAGAACUUUUACAAACUAUGCCCAAAACUGUGCUCAACAACAACAAUACAUAUAUAUGGCUGGAAAUAUCAUGCAUGACUUUGUUUCUAUGGUUUAUUUAA
Molecule: messenger RNA, 957 nt
Organism: Metopolophium dirhodum (rose-grain aphid)
Lineage: Eukaryota; Metazoa; Arthropoda; Insecta; Hemiptera; Aphididae
Product: origin recognition complex subunit 1-like
Exons: 9
Coding region: 1-957 (318 amino acids)
Biological process (GO): mitotic DNA replication checkpoint signaling; DNA replication initiation
Cellular component (GO): nuclear origin of replication recognition complex
Molecular function (GO): ATP hydrolysis activity; DNA replication origin binding; ATP binding
Source: RefSeq, a predicted model, not a curated record